GAAAUUUGAGUCUUGAUGCUGACGGCGUCCAUGUGUCCUCAGUGUCGCGAGGCUUUGACCACCCGGCAGAAGCUGAUCGCUCAGGACUACAAGGUGAGCUACUCGCUGGCCAAAGCCUGCAAGUCGGACCUGAGGAAAUACCGCUGCAGCGCCGACAACAACAUGCCCCGAGCCCGAGAAGCUCGUCUGUCCUACCUGCUGCUCUGCCUGGAGUCCGCGGUCCACAGAGGUCGCGUGGUCAGCGGCGAGUGUCAGGGCGAGAUGAUGGACUACAGGCGGAUGCUGAUGGAGGAUUUCUCUCUGAGUCCGGAGAUCGUGCUGCACUGUCGCAGCGAGAUCGAGGGUCACUGCUCCGGUCUGCACCGCAAAGGGCGAACGCUGCACUGCCUGAUGAGGGUCGGCCGAGGAGACAUGGGCGCCAUCGACACCAACUGCCAGAGGGCGCUCCAGACUCUGAUCCAGGAGGCCGACCCCGGCGCCGACUACCGCAUCGACCGAGCGCUCAACGAGGCCUGUGAGUCCGUCAUCCAGACCGCCUGCAAACACAUCCGCAGCGGAGACCCCAUGAUCCUGUCCUGCCUGAUGGAGCAUCUGUACACGGAGAAGAUGGUGGAGGACUGUGAGCACAGACUGCUGGAGCUGCAGUACUUCAUCGCCAGAGACUGGAAGUUGGAUCCCGUCUUGUAUAAGAAAUGUCAAGGCGACGCCGCCCGCCUCUGCCACACUCAAGGCUGGAACGAGACCAGCGAAAUGAUGCCGCCUGGCGCCAUAUUUUCCUGCCUGUACCGCCAUGCCUACCGCUCCGUGGAGCAGGGACGGAGGCUCUCCAGGGACUGUAAGGUGGAGGUGCAGAGGAUCCUCCACCAGAGGGCGCUGGACGUGAAGCUGGACCCCGAGCUGCAGAGACGAUGUAUGACCGACCUCGGGAAGUGGUGCAGCGAGAAGACUGAGGCCGGACAGGAGCUGGAGUGUCUGCAGGACCACCUGGAGGACCUGGUGUCGGACUGCAGAGACGUGGUGGGGAACCUGACGGAGCUG
This is a messenger RNA of Plectropomus leopardus (leopard coralgrouper), 1038 nucleotides long. The record is from RefSeq and is a predicted model, not a curated record. NCBI's taxonomy places the organism in Eukaryota, Metazoa, Chordata, Actinopteri, Perciformes, Serranidae.